GCAGAAAUUAAGGGAGGGGGCAGGGACAGGGCUCAGUAAAGUUAGAUGAAGUUUUCGGGAGAAGCCUCUCAUCUGUGGAUCCGGAUUGUGAACAUUCGUGGAAAUGUCCUGAGGAGAUUUUGUUGCAGUGUGUCAGGGAUCUAGGCUCUGAGCAGGGAUGGCUGCCAUAGACAAGCCUCUGAAGGAGGGUCAGCUUCACAUCAAGCAGAACAAGUUUGGGAAGAAAUGGAAGAGAUGCUACGUGCUAUUGUAUCCAGACUCUCAGUUCGGUGUGGCUCGAUUAGAGAUCUACGAUUGGAAAGAUGGCACGUUGGCUGGAGAAAAGAUAUAUGCCCGUCGUGCCGCUGACCGGAAGGUGGUACGGCUUGCAGAGUUUGUCCAUGUUGCCCCUGCCCCAACAGAGAAUGGUCAUAAAGAAAACAUGGCGGCUUUCAUCAUAGAGACAAGUGACAAGACUAUGCUGCUGUCUGCUGAGCGUUUGCAGUGUGAGGAAUGGGUGCAGAGGCUGAGCGAGGUUGCCUUCCUGGGAAAGGUCAACGGCUGCCAGGACAAGGGGUCAGAGGCUUCAGAUGGGCCCACGUCCCUGGAGAUGGCGGUGAACACCAUUUACUUCUCCAGAGAAGAAGUGUCAGAAUACCGGGUUACAGUACAGAGGACAGAAGCUGCAGAGCGUUGCUCCCUCCGUGGACCUUAUAUUCUGAGAGCCGAAGCUGACUGCUUAAUACUAAAGGAUCCAAGCACCAAGGAAGUCCUAUAUUCCUGGCCUUACAAACUGCUACGGAGAUAUGGACGAGACAAGGUCAUGUUCUCAUUUGAAGCAGGUAGAAGAUGUCAAUCAGGUCCUGGAAAUUUUACUUUUGAAACGUCACAAGGUCAUGAGAUUUUUCAGAAGGUGGAAGGUUCUAUCCGGGCUCAGCAGGGUUCAGAGAAUCGUCUCAGCUGCCCAACCCUGGACACUGAGACCCCCACAGAUAAUAUCUCCCUGGGAUCUGACUCGGGCGGAUCUGACACAAUGUCCAAAAAGGAUGUGGAGGAGAAGGCACUUAAAAGCAGGGCUCUUCCCAAUCUUCCGUUGCCUAAACCCAUUCAACCCCAGCAUCUUUUAGACCCCUCACCUGUGGGUGCAAUACCUGGGAAGAUUAACACUCCCCCGCGCUCCCCAAUCAGUCGUUCCCUAAGUUCUCAUCCUGGGGAUGCUGAGCACCUAAUGGUAUAUUCAGAGCCAAAAGAUUCUGUCAAGGGAGUAAAUCCUCAUUUCGAUCCCCUGUAUUCAGAUCCUGUGGAUAGCGUGCCAGGUAAAGAUGUGAGGUUACACAAGGAGAUAAGUGCUGCCUCACCCCUCUACUCAGACCUGUAUGAGCACGUUGGCUAUGAAGUUGUAGGUGGUGGAGGAGGAGGUAUCAAUGUGCUUCCUACGGGUCAUUCGAAACUCCAAAAAAGAUGCGAGGAGCAUAUUUACGACGAGCCAGAGGGCAUGGCACAAGCUAACAAUCCUCUUGUACUAUAUUCAGAGGUACAAACUGAGGCUGCAGCCUGGAGAAAGCAAGAAAAUUACGAGAAGGUCAGCUACGAGUUCCCAAACAACCCCAAUGUCUCCGAUGUCUACUCGAUGCCUAACCUUCCAGGGGUUAAACGCAGUAAUAAAACUGGUCCUAAACCAAUUCCUGCUCCAAAGCCUCAAGGAAAGCCCCUACCAAAACCACCAGGGAAAGAAGAUGGCACAGAGAAGGUAUCAGCACCAGUUCCGUCAAACAACAAUAAUAACAACAACGGAAACAUUGAACCUGUGUACAGUCAAGUAAUAAAAACAGGGACUGUAGAAAGCAAAGAAGCAAAACCCAAAUCUACACCACCCCUGCCGCCAAAACCACAGUCCAUACCACCUCUCCCUCCUGUGGCCAAAUUAAACACUCUACCAUUACAGUCUUUGACACCAAACAAAUCUCAACCUGCUAAAAGUCCUGUGACCCAUCAGGAUGGAGACAUGACGACCGUCCUGGCUUUAAUCCCAACUGUGUCGGUAAAGCAAUCAUCUUCAGAUGUUAUCUACGAGGAUAUGGGGCUUUUGUGAUAAGAACAUUGAAUUAGUCACACGCUGUAUGAAUUUACAUUAAAUUUGUAGGCCUUGGCUCCAAUGACCAGGAACAGACUCCGCUUUCUGUUCUUCGAGGUUCCAGGCCAGGAAGGUGGUUGUUCUUGUAAAGCUGCUGUUCAUGGGCACGCCAGGAUUAGAAGUCUGUCCAAAGGUAGAAGACACUGAUCCACAAAACUCGCCCCACACAAUCCACGUCCACUCGUAAGAUUCUUCUUCUAUGUCCCAGUUGUUGAGAUCCACAGAUGUGAAUAGUCUUGUAUCUUUCAUGUGGCCAGAUACAGAAGGUUGUCUUCUGGAGUCCUGCCUGACUGUAAUAUAUACUGUAUCUAUAUUCAAAUGAUUUCUAUAUAGAGCUGUGCUCCAUCCAUGUCCCAGCAUAGAUUGUACUAUAGGGCACACCGAGACGCUUCCGUCCAAGUCUCCUUGAUGAUAUUGUGCAUUUUUAUAAUUCUAUGAAUAAAUAGCUGUGGUUAUAAUAAUUCAAGUGGCC
This is a messenger RNA of Hyla sarda, 2585 nucleotides long. It is a transcript of the gene DOK1, whose product is annotated as docking protein 1. Gene Ontology annotation, cellular component: cytoplasm. Bases 158 to 2071 code for a protein of 637 amino acids. Lineage: Eukaryota; Metazoa; Chordata; Amphibia; Anura; Hylidae. Gene Ontology annotation, biological process: cell surface receptor protein tyrosine kinase signaling pathway; positive regulation of MAPK cascade. The record is from RefSeq and is a predicted model, not a curated record. The transcript is spliced from 5 exons.